Molecule: messenger RNA, 2154 nt
Organism: Entamoeba invadens IP1
Lineage: Eukaryota; Evosea; Mastigamoebida; Endamoebidae
Product: suppression of tumorigenicity, putative
Exons: 4
Coding region: 1-2154 (717 amino acids)
Biological process (GO): endocytosis; endocytic recycling
Cellular component (GO): cytosol; intracellular membrane-bounded organelle
Molecular function (GO): guanyl-nucleotide exchange factor activity; phosphatidylinositol phosphate binding
Source: RefSeq, a predicted model, not a curated record
AUGAACACGAGUAAGGUGUUAGAUUAUGUCAUCCACUUUUCUCGAUCAAAUACAGAGAAAGCAAAAAAUGUUGUGGACUUUAAAGCCCCACGAGACGUUUCCGACCAAGACAAUGUCAUUUUUGAAUUUUGUUAUCCAGAAGCUCUUGUAGGAACACAAAAAGAACGAUAUGAAAUAUUUGGGUUUAUUUUAACUGGGAUGGAUGGGUUAAGAAAGUAUUGUUAUUGUCGAAGACAUGUCGUAUCGAAUAAAUCCGACUGCUUAUGUUUAGUCGCUCAAAAUGGGUCCUUCGAAUUCUAUGAAAACGUUAUUAAAUUGUUCGAAAAGUAUUUGCCGAACCCUACGGCCGUCGAACAAUUUGCACAGUCCAUGCUUGAAACGCCAUUUCCAUUUCCAAAUGAAACGAUCCAUAAUAUGGACCCAGGGAAACGACUGAUUAAUUACUCAUUGACAAGACCUAUUUCAGACACCUUUGCAAAUACUAAAGCAGUUUCGACGCGUACACUUCUUGAGAAAUUUGGUGCCUCAGAAGUUAUUGAUAUUUUAAGUCAAAUGUUAUUAGAAAGGAAAUUUCUAUUUGUGUCUGAGUAUUUGAUGACACUUUCUAAUACGAUUUCGGCAUUCAUGACUUUAAUGUUCCCAUUUGUGUGGCAACAUGUACUGAUUCCUUUGUUACCAAAAAGUUUGGUGACAUAUUGUGCCGCUCCUAUGCCAUUCAUCAUUGGAUGUCUCAAGAAUUUGUACCCAAAUGUCCAGAAAGAGUGUGGAGACAUUUCAGAUGUGUAUGUGAUAGACAUUGACAAAGGAACGUAUUUGAAUAAACCCGACUUCCCUAUAGUGUUGAUAUCUGACACUUCUGUUGGGCUUAGAAAUAUCUUGGCAAGUCUUAUUAGUGUAGAAGAGAAGUCUGGGGACGACGCUUUAGUCCGCGCACAAGUCUUGAAAUUUUACCAACGGCUCUUUUUGAAUUAUCAGAAGUAUUUUAAAGAUGUUAAAAUGGAAGAGAAAGACAAAGACAAUCCACGCUUUAAAAGAAUCAAAUUCAAUUGGACUAAGUUCAUGAAGAAGCUCGACGCAGACAAUGAGACGUUUAUGGCGGAGUUCCAGCAGUCACAGAUGCUGAAUAUGUUCAUAGAAGACAGAGAAGACAUGUUAAUUAACAGUCAGUCUUUAAUAACAAAGUGUCCAUUAUUACUGAAUAGUCUAGCAACUACACCAGACGCUUCUACAGCAACUUGUCAUUGGAAAGUAUUAACUGAUUUAUGUCCAUCACCUACACAAGAACAAAAGAUCUGCUUUUUAUGUGGUCAAGACAUAUUAGCUAAUAUGCCCUGUUCUAUUUAUGACUCAAAACCAAUACACUCGAAGUGUUAUAGAUGCUUGGCCUGCUUUAAAAUGAUUGUUGGUGAUAAGGAAAGUCCAGACCAUAGAUGCUUCUACUGUAAAACUAAGAACAUCCCCUGCGUGCAAAGAACAGACAAAGACUAUCAAGCCCAGUUCAAUAGUAAAACACUCCAAAAGUCACUGUUACUGAAAAAAUGGAAGAGAGAAAUUAAACAAACGGUCGGCGUCGAAAAUUAUAUGAAAAAGUGCGACUCGGAUGUUAACUCGGAGGAAUUCGUCAUUUCGGAACCAACAAAUUUCCAAUCAGUCAAAGUCGAUAUCAACUUCGAUACAACGAAACCAGCACCAGCCGUCCCAACUACAAAAACGGCGCCUUCAGUCCCAACAACUAAACACGGGAAACUACCUGAAACUGAAAAAGAAAAGCCCAAAGAAAAGACGGAAGUCAAAAAAGUGAAAGUCGAACGAGCAGAUGAGCCAAAAAAGGAGAAAGCAAAAACAGUCACUGCAACAUCUUCACCACCUAAAGUGAAGAAAGAAAAACCCACUCUUCCUAAAAAGUCAAUUUCUCAUGUCGCAACAGAGUCUCUCAGUGUUUUUGGAGGAAGUGGCGAAGUAAAAAAGGAGAAGAAAAGUGCGUCAGAGAAAGUGGUGAAAGCAGAGGCACCAAAGCGUGGAAAUACAACUUCAAAAAUAUCACAGUGGAAUGGACAAGAGAAGAAAUCAACAACAGAAAAGAAGGUUUCAUCGCCUCAACCUAAACGUGGCGGUGUUGCUAAGCUCACUGGAAUGUAUGAAAAUAUGAACUAA